AUGGUGCAAGUGAGCAAAGGCGUGCUGGUGACUUGUGACCCCCCGAUGCGACAAUUCCUCAUUUGGCUGGACGAGAAAGAGAAGCUGGGGAGAAAGUUUAUUCUGUUAGAUUUGGACAGCACGCAUUUGUUCAUCUCUGCGGAUGUAGUGAAUGAAUUGAUGGAGAAGGUUGAUGAGUGGAUGGACAGGAUCAGUGCCCAGGUUCUGGAAAGAGACGAUUAG
Messenger RNA from Notodromas monacha, 222 nucleotides. Lineage: Eukaryota; Metazoa; Arthropoda; Ostracoda; Podocopida; Cyprididae. The record is from the annotation of a GenBank genome assembly.